AUGGAGUAUAAGAGUCACACUGCCCAGCAGGCCAUUGUCUCUCCGGAAAUGCAGGCAAUUAACGUCAACGCCGAUAUGUCACGAGACCCUCACACACCGCACGUCGCCCCGCGACUCAGCGACAAUGACGAUCCCGCCAUUCACGCCAUGGAAGCCGUCUACGGACCCCUAACGACCCUCAUGGACCACGAGGUCACGACGUGGACACCACCCGCCGGCUCCGGCGGCCAUCUCGGUCGCUACCUCUGGACCGACGCCUUUGGCGUCCUCAACUUCAUCACCCUCGCCGAGGAACUCGACUCAUCCAAGUACCUCACCUGCGCCAUGGCUCUCGUCGCCAGCGUCCACGACACCCUCGGCCGUACGCGCGAUCAGUCCCGCCGUCUCGACCACGCCACCGACACGGAGCCCCUCCGGGGCGGCCUGCGCAUUGGCAAGGCCCACGAGGCCGGCGACGAUAGCGACGGCCAGUACCACCACUACCUCACCAUGUGGAUGUUUGCCCUCAACCGACUGUCCGUCGCCACGGGCGAUCCGCGGUACAACGACCUCGCCCUGCAGCUCGCUCAGGCUAUACACCCGCGCUUCUUCGUGCACGGAGUCGAGGCCACACGUAUGGUGUACAAGAUCAGCGUCGACAUGGAGACCGUCCUGAACCCACAAGAGGGCAGUCUCGACGCCAUCCUCGGGCUCGGGGUGUUUCGUCUCCUGCAGGCGACGGCCGUCACGCAGGGUCGUCCGAGUGGUCUUUUGAAGCAGGAGAUUGUUGGCUACGAGGAGAUUCUGAGACGCGAUGGACAGGUGCGCCCAAGCUCGGAUCUGCUCGACCUGGGCAUCGGAUUGUGGGCGACAAGUCUCUUCCCCGGAGAGGAGUGGGCCCAGGCCUACCGCGAGGCGUCCCUGGCGAUGGCCGAGAAGCAGCUCGAUCCGCAGUCAUCCCUGUUGCAGCGCGACACGAGCCAUCGACUCGCCUUCCGGGAGUUUGGGGCUUGCCUUGGGAUACUGUGCGCCGAUGUGGAGAACGCCAGGUUAACAGACGACGUGCAGAGUGUCUUGAGUUUUUGGGAGCAUCACGUUGCCCAAGGGCAGAGUGAGAGGGUGCAGCCUAUUUCCAAGGUGAUGUAUGCUGCCUGCCGGCAUCCAGGAGUGUUCAAAAUCUCCUACCUACAAGGCAAGAAGCUACCCGAAGGCCUGUGA
This is a messenger RNA of Emericellopsis cladophorae, 1197 nucleotides long. RefSeq lists its product as uncharacterized. Gene Ontology annotation, biological process: carbohydrate metabolic process. Lineage: Eukaryota; Fungi; Ascomycota; Sordariomycetes; Hypocreales; Bionectriaceae. The transcript has 2 exons. Bases 1 to 1197 code for a protein of 398 amino acids. The record is from RefSeq and is a predicted model, not a curated record.